Molecule: messenger RNA, 705 nt
Organism: Salvia hispanica
Lineage: Eukaryota; Viridiplantae; Streptophyta; Magnoliopsida; Lamiales; Lamiaceae
Source: RefSeq, a predicted model, not a curated record
AUGUUGAGAGCCGUGGUGCUCGACUGCGACGGAAGUUGGGAAUCCGUACUACCACUGAUUGAAUUCGCUUACAACAACAGUUACCAAGCAACGAUAGACAUGGCGUCGUAUGAAGCCCUAUACGGGAGAAAGUGUAGAUCUCCGCUCUAUUGGGACGAAGUUGGCGAGGGAAGAGUACUUGGACCUGAUGCAGAUGAAGAGAUGGUUAGAAUUGUUCGACAAAUUCGUGAGAGGAUCAAGGAAGCGCAAGACAUACAAAAGUCGUACGCUGAUGUCCGGCGAACCGACCUGCAUUUUCAAACCGGUGAUAAGGUUUUUCUCAAAGUGUCCCCGUCGAAAGGGAUAGCGCGCUUUGGUGUUAAAGGAAAGUUGAAACCGCAAUUUAUCAGGCCUUAUGAAAUACCCGUUGCAUACCGACUAGCGCUACCGCCAAGUCUCGGAAAUGUGCAUAACGUCUUUCACGUAUCGCAGUUGCGGAAAUAUGUGUUCGAUUCAAAGCACGUGAUUCACUGCGAAGAAGUCGCGCUAAAUUCCGACUUGAGCUACGAAGAGAGACCCCAAAUGAUCUUGGACCGGAAGGUUCAGAAUUUGAGAAAUAAAUCUAUUGCUAGCGUAAAAGUGUUGUGGAGAAACCACGGGCACGAGGAAGCCACGUGGGAGCUUGAGGACAAGAUGAUGGAGCUGUACCCGGAACUCUUUCCAUGA